Molecule: messenger RNA, 3441 nt
Organism: Dujonia railenensis
Lineage: Eukaryota; Fungi; Ascomycota; Pichiomycetes; Serinales; Debaryomycetaceae
Source: the annotation of a GenBank genome assembly
AUGUUGAAGUUCUUGCAGUAUACCAGACAAGCAGUUAGAGCUAACCCGCUCAGCUGUGGGUUCAAUAGAUAUCAACCAAUAUUUAAGAAGCUGCUUGCUACCAAUGCUUACCCAGGUGCUGAAAUUCUCAAAGGUAAAGAAGAAUUGGUAGAUGUGUCCAAGGUCCUCGUCAUUGGAUCCGGUGGUCUCUCCAUUGGUCAAGCCGGGGAAUUCGAUUACUCUGGUUCUCAAGCCAUUAAGGCCUUGAAGGAAGCUAAUAAGAAAUCUAUUUUGAUUAACCCAAAUAUUGCUACCAACCAAACCUCGCAUGCUUUGGCUGAUGAGAUUUACUACUUGCCUGUUACUGCUGAAUAUAUUACCUACAUUAUCGAAAGAGAAAGACCCGAUGGGAUCUUGUUGACCUUCGGUGGUCAGACUGGGUUGAACGUUGGUGUUAAGUUGGAUAAGAUGGGUGUUUUUGAAAGAUAUGGUGUUAAGGUUUUAGGUACUCCUAUUAAGACUUUAGAGACUUCCGAAGAUCGUGACUUGUUCUCUCAGGCCUUGAAGGAAAUUAAUAUUCCAAUUGCUGAAUCUGUUGCUGUUGAAACUGUCGACGACGCCUUGAAGGCUGCCGAAGAAGUCGGUUACCCUAUCAUUGUCAGAUCAGCUUACUCUCUCGGUGGUUUAGGGUCAGGUUUCGCUGCAAAUGAAGAAGAAUUGAGAAACUUGGCUUCUCAAUCAUUGUCAUUAGCUCCACAAAUCUUGGUCGAAAAGUCUUUGAAGGGUUGGAAAGAAGUCGAAUACGAAGUCGUUAGAGAUAGAUUGGGUAACUGUAUCACUGUCUGUAACAUGGAGAAUUUCGAUCCUUUGGGAGUUCACACUGGUGACUCCAUUGUCGUUGCCCCAUCCCAAACUUUGUCUGACGAAGAGUACCACAUGUUGAGAUCUGCUGCUAUCAAAAUCAUUAGACACUUGGGUGUUGUUGGUGAAUGUAACGUUCAAUAUAGUUUGCAACCAGAUGGAUUGGACUACAGAGUUAUUGAAGUAAACGCUAGAUUGUCCAGAUCUUCCGCUUUAGCCUCAAAGGCCACAGGUUACCCAUUGGCAUAUACUGCUGCUAAGAUUGCCCUUGGCCACACAUUGCCUGAAUUACCAAACCCUGUUACUAAGACCACCAGUGCCAAUUUCGAACCAUCCUUAGAUUACAUUGUUACCAAGAUCCCUAGAUGGGAUUUGGCUAAGUUCCAACACGUCAAGCGUGACAUUGGUUCUGCUAUGAAAUCUGUUGGUGAAGUCAUGGCUAUCGGUAGAAACUUUGAAGAAUCCUUCCAAAAGGCUAUUAGACAAGUUGAUCCAUCAUACAUUGGAUUCCAAGGUGACCACUUUGAAGACUUGGACCACACUUUAGCUAACCCAACUGACCGUAGAUGGUUAGCUGUUGGACAAGCUUUGCUCCACGAAAACUACACUGUUGACCAAGUCCAUGACCUUUCCAAGAUCGACAAGUGGUUCUUACACAAGUUAAUGAAUAUUGUAAACAUGUACAGAGAGAUUGAACAAACUGGUAACGGUGACUUGUCAAACAUUUCUUACGAUCUUAUGAUGAGAGCCAAGAAAUUGGGUUUCUCUGAUAAGCAAAUCGCUUUGUCUGUUGCUAAGAACGGUACUAAGAAGAUCAAUGAACUCGAAGUUAGAGCUCUCAGAAAGUCUUACGGAAUCGUUCCUUUUGUUAAGAAGAUUGAUACUUUGGCUGCUGAAUUCCCUGCUGACACCAACUACUUGUAUACCACCUACAAUGCUACUUCUUCUGAUGUUACCUUUGAUGAGCACGGAACUUUAGUCCUUGGUUCUGGUGUCUACAGAAUUGGAUCUUCUGUCGAAUUCGAUUGGUGUGCUGUCAGUACCGCCCGUGCCCUUAGAGACGCUGGACGUAAGACUAUUAUGAUUAACUACAACCCAGAAACUGUCUCUACUGAUUUCGAUGAAGUUGACAGACUUUACUUCGAGGAACUUUCCUUGGAAAGAGUCUUGGAUAUUUAUGAAUUGGAAACUGCACAAGGUGUAGUCGUUUCCGUUGGUGGUCAAUUACCACAAAACAUCGCUUUAACUUUGCAAGAAGAAGGCUGUGAUGUUCUUGGUACUAACCCUGAAGACAUUGACAAGGCUGAAGAUAGACACAAGUUUUCUCAAAUCUUGGAUUCUAUUGGAGUUGAUCAACCACAAUGGAAAGAGUUGACUUCUAUCGCCGAAGCUGAAUCUUUUGCUAACGAAGUUGGUUACCCAGUCUUAGUUCGUCCAUCUUAUGUUCUUUCUGGUGCUGCUAUGUCAGUCAUUAACAACCAAUCCGAAUUAGAAGCCAAAUUAUCAAAUGCUUCUAAGGUUUCUCAAGAUCAUCCAGUUGUCAUUUCUAAGUUUAUCUUAGGUGCUCAGGAAAUUGAUAUUGAUGGGGUUGCCAGUCAAGGUGAAGUCUUAGUGCACGCUGUAUCUGAACACGUUGAAAAUGCAGGUGUCCACUCAGGUGAUGCUACCUUGAUCUUACCUCCACAAAACUUAUCACCAGAAAUACUUUCUAGAUUAAAGACUAUUGCUGAUAAGGUUGCAUCUGCUUGGAAGAUUACUGGUCCAUUCAAUAUGCAAAUUAUUAAGGAUGACCAAAAUGGAUCUCUCAACGAUACUGACUGUCACUUGAAGGUUAUUGAAUGUAACAUUCGUGCUUCAAGAUCAUUCCCAUUCGUUUCUAAGGUUUUAGGUGUUAAUUUCAUUGAUGUUGCUGCAAAGGCUUUAAUUGGAGAAGGUGUCCCAGCUCCAGUUAAUUUAAUGGACAAGAAAUAUGAUCACGUUGCCACUAAGGUACCACAAUUUUCAUUUACAAGAUUAGCUGGUGCUGAUCCAUUCCUUGGUGUCGAAAUGGCUUCCACUGGAGAAGUCGCUUGUUUCGGUAGAGACUUGGUUGAAGCCUACUGGACUUCCAUUCAAUCAACUAUGAACUUUAUCGUUCCACAACCUGGUUCCGGUUUAUUAUUCGGAGGUGACUUGACCAACGAUAAAUUAGGAAAGGUUGCACAAACUUUAUCAGGAUUAGACUACAAUUUCUACACUGCUUCUCAAGAUGUUGCAGACUACAUAUCGAAGUAUGUUUCAGAACCAGUUGAAGUUAUUGCAUUCCCUAAGACAGAUAAGAGAGCGUUGAGAGAAAUCUUCCAAGACAAAAAGGUCAGUGGUGUAUUUAACUUAGCUCGCUCUAGAGCUGAUCACUUAUUAGAUCAAGACUACGUUAUGAGAAGAAAUGCCAUCGAUUUUGGUAUUGCUUUAUUUAACGAACCUAAUACUUCACAAUUAUUUGCUGAAUGUUUGAGAGCAAAUAUUGCCCAAAAGCCGACAUUUGAUGUUAUCCCAGAUGAAGUCAUUGUUACUGGUGAAGUUAAAAGAUGGAGUGAAUUCCUUGGUGGAAAACCGGUUUAA